AGCUGGGGUUUUGGAUUGACGAUAUAUAAACAUGAAAUUAUAAAUGUCAUGAAAAAAUAAGCUUUCAAGAAUGGGAUAUAGAACAUACAUGUAACGAAUUCCCUUCUCGGUAUGACUAAGUUUCGCAAUUAAGUGAUAUUUGGGCUAAAUAUUGGUCUUCUCUUUACUCCCAAUGUACAAUAAGUUUCACAUGUGUGUGAGUUACCGGUAGUGUUUGUGAUCAAUAGCUACAAUUAAAAGAGGACAUUAUGGAUCUUCUGUAUACAGUUUCAAGAAAGCCGAAUUGCAAUCCAUCCAAAUCAGGACCAGACUACGAUGUCUUACAUGAUGGACGCACAUUGUGUUGCAUAUCAAGCCAAAGCAUCGUUGCAUUCUCUGCAAUUACUGAACUUGAAGACUGUUGGGGCAAAAGCUGGGGUUCACAUGUUUACAUAGCAGACCUGAAUGUGCCAUGGCAUUGUCACAAGGUUAUUUCUAACAAGGCUAUAGUGACAGCAUUAGAAUGGGAUGUUCCUGGUGAUAAGUUGCUGAUUGCAGAUGUAGAUGGGAAUGUUCAGUUAUGGACUUUUAAAGACCAUUUAUUAAAUGAGUGGGUUUGCCUUGGUACUGUAUCCUUUCCUGGUGAACACAUUCUUUCAGCAUUAUUCUUUCAUAAUGGGAAAAAGACUAAUUUGGUCCCUGACAUGAAGGAUGCCAUGCAGUACACUGAGAAAUUUAAAAGCUUGCCAUUGACACCGUCUGUCAGAGGUUUUGGUGGGAGUCCAAUUGAUGGAUGUGUUGUUGUCACAGCAACAGGGAUGAUUGGAGCUAUAAUAUGUUUACAAGAAGGUCAGGGCGUACCUCUUUUGUUGCACACCAGUGAAAGCCUUUCCUCGACUCGGAGCAGGAUCACAGCAGCUGACAUAUGUUUUGGGAAAAAUGGGAAUUUCAUGGUUGCAUUGAGCAGUGGCCGAGUCAGUCUGCCGGUGCACUGUGUACGUGUUACUGUGAAACUUGUGGAUGAGAAGUGUGUUUUGAACACUCAAGCAUUACCAAGUUUCUUUCCACAUUCUGGCCCCAUUAAUGACAUCCAAUAUCGUCAUGUUUCACAGCUGAAAUUCGCUGCUCGUGAUGAUGCAGAUUGUUUAAUAAUUGCUACAAAUGGUGAUUCUGGCUGCGUUAUUGAACUAUGGGAACUACGUGAGAAACCAGUGCCAAUACAUAAAACAUUCCAGCCCAAGAAUCAUAACAACCAAUCUGAGCCAUAUAAGACUAUGGUUUGGCAGCACCAGUGCCAUUACGUAGCCCAGUGCCCAGUUGUAUGUGUGACAACAUCAAAGGUGUCACUUGUAUCUGCUGUCCCACCAGUAGGUUACAUUACGGUGGCACUGAGUGAUGGAUCAAUACAUUGUCUGUUCCGAGAUACUCUGAAACAAGCUGCACAAACAUCACAGAAUGUUAUAGCAAGGAAUGAUGAUACACCAAGCACAAAGCAACAGAAAUUACACAUUAGAAUUUCACAUGCAGAUAUGAGUUGCAUUGGACUUGUUCUUGCUGCUGUUGAUGCUCAGGGGCAUCUGUAUGUGUACCGACUCUCGCCAUUCUCAGAGCCAAGUGGUCCUAUAUCUGUUUCAUGUGCCAGCACUUUAUUGGAGUACUGCAUGAUGACAGGAUUUGACUGGUGGGAUGUACUGGUAUCAUUAAGGCCAGAAAUAAUUGAUGCUGUGUGUGAAAGAUUCUCAGAAAAUUUUAACCGCCAGUCUGCAUCCAUACAGCAAUUCUAUUAUAUUAAACAGUUGAACAUUAAGACAUCCUUGUACAGGUUGUCAAUGAAUGGGCAGUCAAAAGCAGCUGAUCUCACAUCUCUACUUAUGUUGCACUCUGUUGCAACAGCAUUUAAAUCAUUAUUACGACCAUCUGAUCUUUCAAAUCAUGAGAAAGGUCCUGCAGAAAGCUUGGCAAAUGUCAUGACUGAAUCAAUAACAGAUGUUGAUAAAGUUUUGCUACAUUUGGAAGCAAAGGAGUUCACUGUUGAACCUAGCACACUGCAAUCACUGCAACAGCUAAUUCAGUGGGUAGCAGAUUUAGCACUUAAUCUUUUAGCAAGGCUGCCAGAGCAACGACAGGCCUCAAACAAAGGCUCUGGUUAUGAAUUAUUACGUGAUUACAAAGCACUAAAUACACUUCGUGAACUCCUGGUGAUAAUUAGAAUUUGGGGCCUGUUGAGACAGAGUUGCCUGCCAGUCUUUGUACGUAGCGCGGAGAAUCUCGAUGUUUUGGCGUUAUUAUUUAAAUUAUUGUCACGCUUGAUACAGAAUACGGAACCUGAUGAAAAUCUCAUAGAUGACUGCUGCCUGUUGCCCAGUCAAGUAAUGAUCCCUCCAUUGAACUCUCCACAGAAGCUUAUAGCCAUCACUUCACCGUUGUUUUUCUGUCAGUCUUUACCCAUACAGCUUGAAUGGGGAACAGAACCUGAUAGUCUUCUCUUUGUGCCUGAAAUAAAUCCAGUUGAAGGUGCAAUGCAAAGUGAACAAAUUAUAGAUUGUACUCGACAUACCUACUUGGGAAAACACCCAAGUGUUGUUAAACAGUGCACAAGGUGUGCUGGAGUUGCAUUCCAGCAGUUUCUAACCAGGACUGCUGCAAUAAGAGCAUGGGACAUGAGAUGGGCUCGGGAAUGCCUUUGUGGAGGCCAUUGGAGAUUACACUACUUUUCGUCCAUUUGACAACUACAUUCUGUCCUAGUCCUUCUGUUUUCAGAUCUAGCAGACAUUUUACCUUAAAACAGUUUUGCAGAUGACUAGGAAAAAAUUACUGUGUUAUUUUAACAAACAGAAUAUGUGCAUGUGAUUGCACACACGGACACACACCAAAACAACACUGAGUGUUGUAAUCUAUAAAAAAACUUGAUGAUGCUGGUACUUACCACAGCACUAAGUGCUUUUUAUUAAAACUGAUGUUUCUACAGUUUUACAGUAGAAACAUUUUCAAGCGUAAUAUUUCUAUUAGUGUACAUAAAUGCUUUUUAUUAUGUAGUUGCAUUUGUUUUUAACAUUUCAGUUAUGGGAAUAGAUUAGCUGCGUAGCACAGCAUUAUGGGUACAGCCAUGGUAUCUAUUCCAUACACAUACUGAAAUCAUUUUCUGUCUUACACCACAAUAAGCAAACAUUCCUGGGAUUUUGUAAUUGUUCUAGGAAACAGUUGCUAUUGUGUAUCAGUGAACAAUAUCUGUUAUGUACAUAUUACUUACAUUGUUUAUAGGAUUUGAUUGUGAUUUGUUCACACUUUUAUACUAUAUAGAUUAUUGCCGCCUUCAUUUGUGUAGGUGGUCCAGUAGAACACCAUUAAUUUAAAACUUAACCUGUGCUCAGGGAAAAAACUGCCAUUGCUUGUAAAUAUAUAUUUUAGAUAGGUCUGUUGUUUAUAAAUAAUUUUUCAUCUCAAUUUUUCUUAUUAACUCAUUCUUAAAUAACCUGGCAAUCUUAGCAGUCCAUUUUUCAUUGGGUGCGCCUUGAAAGGCAAAUGAACUAGCAGAUGUUUGUCUGCUUGUGUGAUUCUAAAUAUGUUAGACUGAACACCUACUGCCAGAAGUGACCUUACAAUGGUUUCUCUUUUGCUGAAACUGUUAAAUGACUUAAAUGAUUCACCAAUUUUAUUGUAAUUCAUAAUGAAAGUGUCAUUGUUCUUGAGUCUUAGUGAGUGCUGUGGCAAUACCCAUUACUUUUUAAACCAAGGCACUUAAUAGAAGUGUCUAAUUAUUGUCCUCUUUCAGCUUGUUAGCCUAACUCAGAAGUGUUUUAGUUUAUUUCAUGUAAUAUGUAACCUUGUGUGAAGUCUGAAAUAACUUUUCUAUGGCAUAUCUCAGAUAUGCAGAACAAUUAUAGUUGAGAGAGAAUAAGGUAUAUGAUCUCAAAAUAAAUUUAAACCAGAUACCUUAUUCAUUGUUCAUAGGAAACUUUAUGGCAAGACCACUGCAAUCAUUAAAUGAUAGUAAAAAUAUACAUUGGGAUAUUUCCAUUACUUCAUAUACCACUCUGUUUUCUUGGUGAUUUCCUUGUGCUUUGAAAGCAUAAAGGUUUGUACUUAAUAUUUAGUAAAUUGAUUCCAUCAUCCAAGUUUUAUUUUUGCAUAACCUGGAUUUUAAUUUUUUAUGUUAACUUUUUAAUUUGAAUGAGUAGGUCAUGUACUUCAAUUUAAAUAAAUUUCUUCUGCAGCUCUCUUUAUUCACCCCUGAAAAGAAGGCUUACACUGUAUGUACGCAUUGAGUAAUACUAGCAGAGUGUGAGCUGCUGUUUGAGGUUUUUGUGAUGUAAUAACUGCUCGAAUGGUUCGUAGGCAUAAAGUCUGAUAGUGUUGUGAAAACUGCACAGUAUUUCCAUGAGUCAGCUACGUAUUAGCUUCAGGUGCUUACUGACAUAUUGCUGUUUUGGCUAGCCAACAUAUGUGGUAGCUAACUAGAAAAGCACAGGCACCAAGAGAUGGGGCUAUAACAAUAUCAUAGAAGAAUUUUAGGGAUAUGGACGCCCAGAGUCAUGUGCAUGGUCUCCACAUGUGCAGCACAAGAAAAGCACAACUGCAAGGCACUGAUCUAGUGUACACAUGGGGACCAUAUGUCAGGGCGCAACUUAAAUCUCCUGCUUUCCGUUCUCCAUCUGUGCUGAUUCAUUGGAUUGGUUUGUCUGCAGCUGAUGAUACCUUAGUACUGCCAAUGCUGGCUCCAUGCUUUGCUAAGUUGAAAUCCCAUAUCUCUGCUAAUCAGAUCAUUACUUAUGUUUAUGUAUUUUGACUGCUUCUUUCCCAAUACUAUCCGAUGUAAUGCCCAUGAACAAUGCAAACAAAGUGUGAGCUGUUUAUAACAUGAUUACCAAGCUGUGUAUUUCAAAAUCUACAUUUGAUUUGUUCUUGGUUUGUGUCCAGUUACCAUGUCAUUUUACAUUUCAAUUUAAUAUUUGGGAUUUAUUUUCACUAUCAAAUACCAUUUUGGAUAUAUAUGUACUUAAUUAAUAAGAGAUAGCAAAAAAGUUAGCUCUAAAUUUUGUGUGCCUAAACAUGAAAUUAGUCAGUCCCAUUGUGUUGGACAUUUUUAAACAAAGCAGAUUAAAGCAAAAUGUGAUGGUAAAUACUGUAGCCCAUGCAACAUUUUGUAAAUUUGUGGUAUAUAUUAUUUUUGAGAGGCUCCUAACUACAGCCCAUGAUGCAUUACUGGGCUGUGAGCACUUUCAGAAAAGUAAAUAACCACAUAUCUGUAAAAGUGAGAUUCCAAGUAAGGAGAAAAAAUUACUUACUGAUCUCAGAAUAAUUUAACUGCCAAAUUAAAUACAACAGAAAGUAUCGUCAUUCUUACGUUAUUUUGAUGUAAUUCAGCUGAAACAGUUGUAGAAAAGUUUGUAUAUAUGGAGUAAACAUUAAAAUACCCCUAUAUAACAAUGAAAAGAAGUGCCAACUGUCAAUAUUUUAUAAAAUUACUUUUUUUAUUCAAGCAGCGACCAGUUUGUCACCUGUGACACUCUCCAGAUAGCUGCAUCCAUGUGUUAUACAAUACGUGGCACAAUGUUGGUGUUACAAACAUAUCACCAAUGCUCUAUGAGAAAUAAUUUAUUUGUCUUUGUUAGAGUCACAUUCAGUGGAUAAGAAUGGGGAAAACAAGAUUAUAUUUACAUGAACAAUACUUGCUAGAUCAUAAUGUAUUCCACAGUUACUGCUUCCACACACACAGCUUGUGUGACUCACAAAAGAAAAACCGUAUUUCAUUUGAAGGAAAUAUGCCUUAUUAGGUUGAUAACCUCUGUUGUAAAUCUGCUGUUACUCUAAGGUUUAAUAUAAACAGUAAGAUUUUAAAGAUUUCUAAUAUUUAGUUUAAUAAUCCAAUUCUGAAUCAAGGAUAUGUAAACUCCAGUGUGACUCAUGUCCCAACUUUUACAUUGGUACUGAGCCAGGUGGCACAGUGGUAAGACAUGGGACUCUCAUUCAGGAGGUUGACAGCUCAAAACCUGUCUGACCAUUUAGCUUUAGGUUUCUAUAGUUUCCCUAAACCACUUAAGGCAAAUGAUGGGAUGGUUCCACUGAAAAGGACACACGUGUUUUUCUACACAUCCAGUCUUGUGCUCUGUCUUUAAUGACCUUGUCAUUUAUGUGAUAUUAAACCCUAACAUCCUCCUCCUUUAUGCAUUGACUUGUGAUAUGGAUCUUUUACACUAAGGUUCCAAGGCAUAUGGAUUCGAUCUUAUACACCCAGGUUCCAAGACAUGGAUUCAUUUAGGAUAGGAAACGAUAGUAACUCCACUCUGGGACAUAUUUUACAGAGCGGGAUCAUUCUUCUGGUAGCAUAGAAAACCCUUUAUCUGUAAAUAAAUGAACUUGGUAGGAGAAGUAGCAUUUUAAAUGAAAAAUUGGAUAACACCACAGCAUCUUGUGAUAUUCCAGGCAGAUGCAUUAUAACUAAUAGAUUGUAAAUGUAAUUCUUAUUUAUGCAUGUAUUAUUAUGUAUGGAUGUAUGUAUGCAUUUAUGUAUGCAUGUAUUAUUUACAAUAUAUACUCUGAAGAGGAUUUAGUAAUAUGCCAAGUGCCUUGCAUAUUUUCAAUCCCAUUUGCUUUACAAUAAAUAAAUGAAUAAUGCAAAUACAAGUUUGACAAAUACGCACUCAUUGCUACUGUAAGUUGUUAAAUGUAUAAUAAUGCUGUAAAUAGCAUUCCAUUAUAAAGUUGCACAAGUUUCAUUUAUAUUUACACUGAAACAAUAUCUGUAAUUGAGAGAUGAUGAUAACAACUUUUCAUCUUAGCUCAAUAGAAGAACUUACCUCUUGUAAAGUAUGUACCUUACUUUGGAAAUAAUUUGAAUGAAGAUUUGUACAGUGUUCUUGUGUGAGAGAGAAGUAAUAACUGUGCUCCUUUGUUUGCUCAGCAUGUUUGUUUAUGAAAAAAGUGCAACAGAAGAACUACAUGUAGCUGACAUUUCCAUACAUUUUCAUUGAAUGCCAAGUGGUUAACUCACACAUCACGCAUGUAGUGUGCAGUUGGUGUUCUUAUAAAUUUUCAUCCAUGCUUAUUCAUCUAAUGUGGUUCAAACAGAAACAGAUAACUAACUUCUUACUGGGCAUACUCAUUUUUAAUGUUACAGUCUGUUCAUGUACUGUGUAAUAUGUGAAUGUAGCUAUCAGAAGACAGCUGCAGGUGCUCAGAAUAGAUUUUUACUUCAAUUAAAAAAUGCAAUAAUAAUUUCAUAAAACAGUGAAUAUUAGUAAUUCAGUUCAGCAUCGUGCAUGAUUAAUGCAGUCACAGAAAUUUGAUGAAGUUAAUACAGGUUAAUCAUAUUCAUUUCACUAUCAAAUACAUAUUUUGUGAGGGAGGAACUGAAGUCUUUCAAAAGUUCAAAGGAAGUCAUUCAACCUACUUAAAAAAUAAGGCUGAAGUGGACAUAAGUUCCCACAGGCAUUUUUGAAAAUGCUAUAUAAUGAGAAUGUUUGUUAAGAUCUCUUAGAGGAAUCAGUUUCUCUGUAACAUGCAUUUUUAAAGAUAUUUAUUUUGUAGUUAGAAGGCAUAAAAUAGAGAUUUCACUGUUAUCUAAUGUUAUAUGUUUGUAUUGAUGCUUCACGAACAACGAUAUUUUUUUUUUUUGGAGGGGGAGGGGAGGGGGAGAGAGAGAGAGAGAGAGAGAGAGAGAAGAGAGAGAGAGAUAGGAGACAUUAUUGAUUUUUCCCAACUGUGGGCUCAAAUUGAUUGGCUAAUUAUGCAGAAAAUUGUUAAUUUAAACACUUUUGAACCCAAAUGAGUCAUAAUUUUUUAUAAUUAUUUUCAAACUGAUAUUAAUUGUAACACCAACUCAUAUAUGUCAUUUUUUACUGCACAAUAAAGUUGAAGCUAAGUAAUUACAA
Schistocerca serialis cubense is the source of this 7850-nucleotide messenger RNA. RefSeq names its product mediator of RNA polymerase II transcription subunit 16 (gene MED16). The transcript is spliced from 16 exons. Gene Ontology annotation, biological process: positive regulation of DNA-templated transcription. The record is from RefSeq and is a predicted model, not a curated record. Gene Ontology annotation, molecular function: protein binding. The coding region runs from base 249 to 2705 and encodes 818 amino acids. Lineage: Eukaryota; Metazoa; Arthropoda; Insecta; Orthoptera; Acrididae. Gene Ontology annotation, cellular component: mediator complex.